Messenger RNA from Dipodomys ordii (Ord's kangaroo rat), 1308 nucleotides. RefSeq names its product olfactory receptor 8D2. The transcript is spliced from 2 exons. Gene Ontology annotation, cellular component: membrane. Bases 89 to 1090 code for a protein of 333 amino acids. The record is from RefSeq and is a predicted model, not a curated record. Gene Ontology annotation, biological process: G protein-coupled receptor signaling pathway; sensory perception of smell. NCBI's taxonomy places the organism in Eukaryota, Metazoa, Chordata, Mammalia, Rodentia, Heteromyidae. Gene Ontology annotation, molecular function: G protein-coupled receptor activity; olfactory receptor activity; odorant binding.
CUCAAGUGUACAGCACAGAGAACAGAAGUGAGUGCAAGGCCCACGGUGAUCAGAGCAUAUUCUACAAGAUAGAGAACAUUGAUCAUAGAUGGCAGCUUUGAACCUUUCUUCAGUGGCUGAUUUUAUCCUUGAAGGCUUAACAAGCAGGCCCGAGCUUCAGCUGCCCCUCUUCUUCUUGUUUCUUGGGAUAUACGUGGUCACAGUGGUGGGGAACCUGGGCAUGAUCCUCUUGAUCGCCACCAGCUCCCCUCUGCACUCUCCUAUGUAUUAUUUCCUCAGUCAUUUGUCCUUCAUCGACCUCUGCUACUCCUCCGUCAUUACCCCGAAGAUGCUGGUGAACUUCGUGUCCGAGAAAAACGUCAUCUCCUUUCUAGAGUGCAUGACGCAGCUCUACUUCUUCCUGGUUUUUGUCAUUGCUGAGGGCUACCUGCUGACGGCCAUGGCGUAUGACCGCUACGUGGCCAUCUGCAGCCCCCUGCUCUACAGCGCCGUCAUGUCCCACAGGGCCUGCUCUGUCAUGAUGGCCGUGGUGUACUCGCUGGGUUUGUUUGGGGCCACCGUCCACACCACGCGCAUGACCAUGCUGUCCUUCUGUGGGUCUCAUGUCAUCAGCCAUUACUUCUGUGACAUUCUGCCCUUGCUGACCCUGUCCUGCUCCAGCACCCGCAUCAAUGAGACACUGCUGUUUAUUAUCGGAGGGGUCAACACCUUAGCGCCCACCCUGGCUGUCCUGGUCUCUUACGCUUUCAUCCUGUCUAGUAUUCUCCGUAUUCGCUCCACAGAGGGGCGGUCCAAAGCUUUUGGCACGUGUAGCUCCCACCUCAUGGCUGUGGGCAUCUUUUUUGGAUCUAUAACAUUCAUGUACUUCAAGCCCCCUUCCAGUGACUCCAUGGAACAAGAGAAGGUAUCAUCUGUGUUCUACACCACAGUGAUCCCCAUGCUGAACCCCCUCAUCUACAGCCUGAGGAACAAGGAUGUGAAAACCGCGUUGAGGAAGGUGGCCGGGGGAGGCAAUCCUCCUAACAGACAAAGCACACGGGGGCAGGCUCCCGGCAGGCUCUUCCUGAUGAAGUGUGCGUUCCCUGUGUGAGAAUGAGUGAGGCCUGCGAGGUUGGGUUUGAGACUGAUCUACAGUUCACGGCUUAUCAGAGUGUAAUGUUUCCAAUAGUGAAUAUAAUAUCUGGAAAUGUUUCAGAGAUGUAGGAGUUGGCAGAAAAUGGAAGGCAAUUGGACAUCAACACUUCUAUCAUUACGGUAGUGAUAUUGCUCUCUUCCACUGGAAACUAGACAUGAUGUUAUCGUAUAGGA